This is a messenger RNA of Scheffersomyces stipitis CBS 6054, 786 nucleotides long. It is a transcript of the gene RSM10, whose product is annotated as mitochondrial 37S ribosomal protein uS10m. Gene Ontology annotation, cellular component: mitochondrion; ribosome; small ribosomal subunit. Gene Ontology annotation, molecular function: structural constituent of ribosome. The record is from RefSeq and is a predicted model, not a curated record. Lineage: Eukaryota; Fungi; Ascomycota; Pichiomycetes; Serinales; Debaryomycetaceae. Gene Ontology annotation, biological process: translation. The transcript has a single exon. The coding region runs from base 1 to 786 and encodes 261 amino acids.
AUGUUCAAAAGUGUGCUACAGAGCAGACUGAAUGCCGUGCGUGUGGUGAGCCGUCAAUUCUCGUCGUUCACGCCUGUCUUCAAAGAAGCUGGCCAAAGUGAAAAAUUCUCGACUCCACAAGAAUAUGUCGAGCACAAGAAGAAGGCUGAUUUGGAGGAGCAAGCCUAUAGGCACAAUUUGCUCCAGAAUGAGUUCAAAUACGAGCCUAAGUACAUAAGCGCCAAUGAAGUUGACCCCGUGACUGGAAGACCUGUGCCUAUAAACGUAGAACUCUUGAAGUAUAAACCUCUUCAGUUGAAACAGACCCACGGUCACGAAGUAGCUAAGAUAAAGUUCAGAGGCUAUGACGAAGACAAUUUGAUUAGAGCUGGAGAGUUUGCUACUCGCUCCGCAUACUAUUUGGGCAUUCCUACUUCGAAACUUACCACUAAGAAAACUGAAAAGAGAUUAUAUACUGUGAUCAAGUCUCCAUUUGCUCAAGCAAAGACGAAGCAGAAUUUUCAUCGAACCACUUUCAAUAAGGAGUUGGUAGCAUACGAUGCAAAUCCAGAAAUUCUUGACUUGUGGUUGUCUUUCAUCAACAAAUACGCGAUUGAAGACGUUAGUUACAAGGCUACUAUGACUACUAGCGAAUCUUUAGACUAUAACAAAGAGAUGGAUGCUUUGGCUUCUGAAGAUUACACUCUUCCAAAUGCUUACAACGACAUCACCGAUCCUGUAGCCAAGAAGGUCGAAGAGUUGUUGAAAUCAGACACCUUCAAGAAACUUCUCGAAGAAGAGAAGUAA